Symbiodinium pilosum is the source of this 3669-nucleotide messenger RNA. The record is from the annotation of a GenBank genome assembly. NCBI's taxonomy places the organism in Eukaryota, Dinophyceae, Suessiales, Symbiodiniaceae.
GCUUCUAGAAAAUACAACUUGGCGGCCAGAUGGCUGCUUCGGCAGUCGGGUCCGGCGCGGCAGCGGGGCGAGGAGUUCACCCCGAAGGAGCUGGAGUAUAAGAAGGAGAUCAAGUCGACCGACCCUGACGGUGCCGAGAUCCUUGUGCAAGAGGAGGACUUGCUGUAUGGCCUCAACAAGCUGCUGGACGCGCUGGAGUCCAUCAACGGCAGGACUGUCUUGGACAAGCGCGGCGAGCUGAGAAGCCAAUUCUACUUGGAGCUGGCGCGGCGUCCUGGAGAGAGGCUUUCUGAGUUCUGCUCUCGCUUUCGGACAGCGGUCUCAGACUUGAAGGCGGAGGGCGUUGUCUUGCCGGACGCUGAGCUAGGCUGGUUCCUGAAGGAGAAGCUUGGGCUGGAUCCACUCCGGAAGCAGCUUCUUGAGACAGCCUUGGCAGGCAAGGAGGACUACUCGGUCAUUGAGUCGGAGUCCCUCCGCCUCUUCAAGGACUUGCACUCCAGUGAUCCUCUCUACAGAAAGCCGGCACCUAUGGCGGCCAGCCGGUUCUUCCAGAGGCGCUCCCCGACAAGUCCGUCGACGACUACCGGUACUACGAUGUCAAGGCCCUGGGCUUCGUCUUUGGCGCGAUCAAGGGCCCCCUCUAUGGCAUCUUCUGCUCCUCGUUCUGUAGUCCGUGGACCUCCGCUUCGGCAAGCGCACGUGGCUGAGCAAAUGGAAGAGGAAGAGCACGACGGCGAGGACGACACUGAGGAGGCUCUGGACGCUGACGCGGCGGAUGCUCCGCCUACUUUGGAAGAGGUGCUUCAGACAGAAGCAGAAGUUUUGGCAGCGGAAUUGGAGCAAGCUGCCGAAGAAGGAGCAGACGAUGAAGUCUUGGGUGGACUCGAGGCUUCAGUGGAGGCUGUCCGGAAGGACCGCGGCUACAAGACUCAGGCGCCGAAAGGCGAUGGAAAGGGCCGUGGACUUGGGGCCAUCGCACUUCGAAAGCAGUCGGGGAAGCACCCCUGCUUUGACUGUGGCGAGCACGGCCAUUUGUCCGGCGACGCGGCCUGCAAGCACCCUGGAGAAGGGCUUGCGCGGAAGAGAGACGCAAGCAAUCCUCGACCAAAAGCUCGGCAAGUGCGAGUUGCAGAGCACGAGGCCCAGGUGAUGGAGUAUGACAUCGGGGGCCUUGUUGGCACAGAGGAGUCGCACGAGGCCUUGGUGGUUUCGCAUGGCGACCUUGGACAAGCUCUAUUUCAGGAUGCCCUGAUUUCCGCCUCGAGAAGCCAGGUCAACGUACAGGUCGUGGAGCUUGUGGGUGCCUUGGACAGCGCCUGCAACCGAACUUGCUGUGGCCCGGCUUGGUUGGCAAAGUACCGCGCUGCCUUGGAUGAAGCCCCGGACUUUGUCAAGAAUCUGGUCGAGUCCGUCUCUGAGUGCGAGGCCUUUCGCUUUGGAAAUGGAUCGAGUACACCCUCCUACGCUCGUUGGCGGCUGCCGGCCCUGCUUGAUGGCAAGCUAUUUCUUUUCUGGGUUUCAGUGGUCGACAUUCCUUCCUUGGGCUUGCUGAUGGGCCGAGAUUGCAUGGAAGCCCUGGGAAUCCGCCUGGACUUUGAGCGAAAGCUUCUGGACUGCAGGCGGCUUGGAGUGGGUAAGGGAAAGGCAAGGACCGCAAGUACGGUCGCUGCAAAAGCCAUAAGAGCACUCCUCGAACGUGCCAUUGAGCUCGAGCGUGGAGCUUUGCCACCAUUCGUGCCGGAGAAAGCAAAAGUUCCUCACCUCCAGGUGCAGACGCCAAAGACAGGGAAGCACUGCGCAGACCAGACUCAGUCAAAUUCCUACGGCUUGGAGGCAGCAGGCGGAGAGUAUGGUGGCUCGUGGCUUGAUGACCCGGAGGUGCCUCAAUGGCCUGAGCUGGACAGCCGGAAAUCUGCACGAGGUCAGUUGGUUGCGCAACCGGCUGGGACUUCGGCCUUCCUGGAGGACCCGCUGGUCGAAGGGAUGCUUGCAGCCAAGAAAGCCAAGGGCGCCUCGUUAAAGGCAGCGGUCUUGCAGGAGAAGAGGAGCGAGGCAAAAGCCGACGCCGAGAGACUUGGAAGAGAGGAAGCUGUUCGCACAAUGUUGGGUCCCCGAGGUGGUCUUCCCACGCUGAAGGGCGACCUCCUGAAGCUGGCCGCGCUUUUGCAUGUGGAGAUUGGCGACAAAGACACCGUCGAGACCAUAAAGAAGAAGAUCCGGCCAAUGGUUGGAACACUUCGUGGCCACGCCACUCCUGUGACCACGGCGACGGCGGCGGCGGCUCCAAGCGCAAGACCUGCGGCAACUGCUGCUCCAGCGGCGGCGUCUACGGCUCCCUUGCCUAUGCCGACUACGCCGGCGACAACCGCUCCUAUAAUUUCGGGCCCUAUGCCGACGACUCCUUCCACGACGUCCUCGUCACCACCUACCUUGGAGAUAAUGGCUCGCGUGAACGAGACUGUGGCGAACAUGGCCAACAUGCAGGCGAUGAUGGCAGCGCAGGACGCCAAGUUUCAGGCGAUGUGGUCGCAAGUUUACCAACACAUCGCCGCGAGCCAGGAGCAGGAGGUGGAGGGCAGCAUGGAGUGGGAACCCGUCUCUCCGGACCGGCUGGCAAGGCUCGAGCAGGAGGCGAUGGAAGCUUCGGCUAUGGCGACGAACACGGCGGCGUCGCUCAAGGCCGGGGUCAAGCAAAUGAUAUCGCAGGCGUGGCAGCGACAUCGUAAAGAUCAGCUGGCUGUGUCUGUGUCAAGAAAGCAAAUGCAUGAUGCAAUGUUGGUGGAAGAGACUUCCACCUUCCUUAAUGACACUUUUGUGGCUCAGUUGGUGAUGCCCGACCUCUCCUUUGCCGAGGUGUUCACCGAUACUGAGCCAGUUUUGCAACAAGCUCGACUUCGCGGACACCGUGCUGUCGAGCCUUUGUCUUUGAAAACUGGAUGGGACUUCUUGCUGCCGUCUCAUCGUGCCUUGGCUUUGGCCAAUCUGCGCCGCACCAAGCCAUACAUGGUGGUGAUUGCCUUUCCUUGUGGACCCUGGUCGCCUUUGCAGCAGCUCACCGCCGCGCCGGCUUUGCUGCACAAGAAAAGAAAAGAGGCGAGGGCGCUCGUCGAUUUCGCUGCAGAAGUCGCCCGACUUCAACUUGAGAACGACAAUCUUCGUUCUCUGCAAACUCUGGCUGGCGACCCUCGAGUCAUGGCAGUUCGCAUGGAUCAGUGCAAGUUUGGUUUGCGGCCGGCACCGGGCACACUUUUUGAUGUUCCGGCUGGGACAGCUGCGUCAGGCGCUCGACACCGGAAGCGGACGCGUCUCCUGACUUCGUCUCAAGCGGUCGUGUCCACCUUCCUGGGCAAACUGUGCAGAGGGCAAGGCGCUCGACACUUUCAUGUCCCAGUGCUUGGCGGCAGCAAGGUUACCACGAAGGCAGGGCAUUACCCGGUGCAGUUUGCGAAGGCCAUCCUCCUGGCCACCGAGAAGCAGUUUGACUACGAGACCUCGCGAUCCUGGAGGGCGGCCCACGCAAAGAUGCAUGAGGUUAAUGCGGUUGAUGGCGACAUCGAGGAUGAUGGCGCAGGCGUGGACUUUCACAUUGAGGCCUCGGAAGAUGAAGAGGUCGCGGCCGAGCCGGGCGAUCCCGAAGGGAGUGUGGCAGGCAGUCAGGCGGCUGCGUGA